UUUCUCUCUCUUCUCUCUCUCUCCUCCGUCGUUGUCUUCUUUCUUUCUCUCUCUUCAAUCAUCUCUCCCUUUCUUCUCUGUCCUCCCUCUUUCUUCCUCUAUAAGCUUUACUGGGGAAUUGGAGUGGGAUUCUUGGGAUCCGAUUCAGAAUCGAAGUCUAGGGUUCCAAUUACGACUUCUGGCACGUGUGGUGUUAUUGAUGCAGUAAGAUACUAAGAUGUAUGGCAAUGGAUCUGUGAGCUAUUAGCAGUUCUUCAACAACCUCACCAAUGAAGAUUGGAAGCAAUGCAUGGGGUAUUCCAACUGGAUCUAGUGCUCAUCACGGAUCAACUGAUACUAGUCUCUUCUCAAGCUCACUACCGGUUCUUCCACAUGAGAAAUUGAAAUUGGUGGAUGUAGAUGGAGUACAAUCUGUCGAUGAUUCCUCAUCUGAACUCGAUAAGCUUAAAGAUGCUAUGGAUGAGCUUGAUCUCCAAGAGAUUGGGAGCUUGUUGCCUGAUGAUGAGGAAGAGCUUUUAGCUGGGAUUAUGGAUGAUUUUGACCUUAGUGGGUUGCCAAGCCAAGUAGAGGAAUUGGAAGAUUAUGACAUUUUUGAUAGUGGAGGAGGUAUGGAAUUGGAAUCUGAUCCUAUUGAGAACCUCACUCUUGGUAUGACAAAAACAAGUAUCAAUGAUGGAUACAUUGGGAACAGCAUUAACAACUAUGGCCUCCCAAAUGGUGUUGGGGCUAUUGCUGGCGAACAUCCAUAUGGAGAGCAUCCUUCUAGGACAUUAUUCGUCAGAAAUAUUAAUAGUAAUGUUGAAGACUCAGAAUUACGUACUCUCUUUGAGCAAUAUGGGGACAUUCGCACUUUGUACACUGCCUGCAAACAUAGAGGUUUUGUAAUGAUUUCUUACUAUGACAUCCGAUCUGCUAGAACUGCUAUGCGUGCAUUACAAAAUAAGCCUCUUCGGCGAAGGAAACUGGACAUUCAUUUCUCAAUUCCGAAGGAUAAUCCAUCAGAUAAGGAUAUGAACCAGGGAACCCUUGUAGUUUUUAACUUGGAUCCAUCAGUCUCAAAUGAUGACCUUCUUAAGCUGUUUGGUACGUAUGGUCAAGUGAAGGAGAUAAGAGAGACACCACACAAGAGACACCAUAAGUUUAUUGAAUAUUAUGAUGUCAGAGAUGCAGAAGCAGCCCUUCGCUCAUUGAACAGGGCAGACAUAGCUGGCAAGCGUAUAAAGCUGGAACCUAGCCGACCUGGUGGAGCUCGUAGAACUGCUAUGCAACAGUUGACUCAAGAGAUAGAUCAUGACGAAACCAGAAGUUAUAGGCAUCCAGUUGGUUCACCGUUAACUAGUUCUCCUCCAGGUGUGUGGGCACAAUUUGGCAGUCCGAGUGAAAAUAGUCCUCUGCAAUCUAUUAGCAGGUCCCCAAUUUCUGGAGUUAAUGGUCAUCUAGGUGGCAUCAAUGGAUUGGCUUCUGUACUUCCACCAUUUAUAUCUAACACUGCAAAAAUUUCACCAAUUGGAAAAGAUCAGAGACGAAUCAAUCACACUGACCCAGUGUUUUCCAACAGCAGUUCAUCCCAAGGAGCUAUCAUUCAGCAGCCUCACUCGUUUCCAGAUAAUAGCAGUGGGAUUUUACCAAACAUGAGUUCGAGCCCUAGAAAUCUAUCUUCUUUUUGUCCCUCAACUUCUAAUGCAUCUGCAGUUGGAACUUUGAGUGGGAGCCAGUUUCUGUGGGGAAGUCCUACAUCCAUUGGACAUUCAUUAACAUCUAACAGUAAUGGGAAAGGGCAUGGAAUUCCUUAUACAAACCGUCAUGCUGCUUUCCUGGCUUCAUCCCAAAGUCAUCGUCAUUCUCAUCAUGUUGGGUCUGCUCCAUCUGGUAUUCCUUUCGAGAGGCCUUUAGGUUAUUUCCCUGAAUCACCGGAUACAUCUUUUAUGAACUCAGUUGCCUUUGGAGGUACCGGGACAAGCCGAAAUGAGGGAAGUUUGAUGAUGAAUUAUGCUCGCUCUCCAAUGAAUUCUGUUGCUUUGCUUUCAGGACACAUCUCUGAUAAUGGUUCGCCAAAUUUCAGAAUGUUGCCAUCACAGAGAAUGGGGCCUAGCUUUUUUGGGAAUGCACCAUAUUCUGGCUUUGGGACCAUUGGGUAUGAGGGUCUAACUGAGCGUACUCGUAGUCGUCGAGUUGAUAACAAUGGGAGUCAACUUGAUAGCAAGAAGCAAUAUCAGCUUGAUUUGGAAAAGAUUGCCAGCGGGGAAGAUACGAGAACAACUUUGAUGAUAAAAAACAUUCCAAAUAAGUACACUUCGAAGAUGCUGCUAGCAGCUAUUGAUGAGACUCACAAGGGUACUUACGAUUUUCUGUACCUGCCAAUAGAUUUUAAGAAUAAAUGCAAUGUCGGUUAUGCAUUCAUAAACAUGGUGUCUUCUUCACACAUUGUCUCGUUCUAUCAGACUUUCAAUGGGAAGAAGUGGGAGAAGUUUAACAGUGAGAAAGUUGCAUCGUUGGCAUAUGCACGUAUCCAGGGCACGGCGGCUCUUGUUACUCAUUUCCAGAAUUCAAGCUUGAUGAAUGAGGACAAACGGUGCCGCCCUAUUUUGUUUAAUUCUCAAGGAUCUGCAGCUGAUGAUCAGGAACCAUUCACAUCAAAUGUUAUGGAGGUUCGCGGGUUCGAUCAAGAUGCCACCAUGCUGGGUGAUUCAUCGGAAAGCCCAUCAAAGAAGAGUCAGAGCGAGAAUCCUGGUGGAAUUAUAGAAAUUUGACAAGAGGAAACCAGGUGGCAGGGUGUGCUAACUAUUAUAAUGGUUUAAUCAUGUACAAAACAUCUUUCUUUUUUGAGAUUUUGGGAACAUGCAGCUGCAAUUGUACAAAAGGGUGUGCGUGUG
Molecule: messenger RNA, 2873 nt
Organism: Asparagus officinalis (garden asparagus)
Lineage: Eukaryota; Viridiplantae; Streptophyta; Magnoliopsida; Asparagales; Asparagaceae
Product: protein MEI2-like 2
Exons: 13
Coding region: 270-2750 (826 amino acids)
Molecular function (GO): RNA binding
Source: RefSeq, a predicted model, not a curated record